AUGAUGAGGAAGGCUCUAUCUGAGCUUGGCUCGCGAGGCGGGCGCGCAAGUCCCCUCGAGAAAUGCUGCUGCCGCUGCUACUGCUUUCUGGUCAUCCUGGUACUGGUCGCAUCCGGGCUUUUCAUCGCCAUGGGUGCCAUGAAGGAUUUGACCAUGGACGGCAAUAGCACGGAUUGGGAUCAGCAAUGGACCUUCGACUCCAGUGGCAAAGGCAUACUGGCGCUCACUUUGGGAUGUUGCGUCGGCGGCCUUGCAUGUUGCCUAUGCUGCGUGCCCGUGUGCUACGCGGAGUGCGCCAGCAAAGAGAUGAGGCAUGCCUGGGGGCAGGAGUGCUCCAAGUGCACCCGAUGCUGCUCGAAGUGCUGGUGCUGCUGCUGCUGCGUGGUGUGCUUCAACUGCUGUGACUACUACUGCUGCCGGAGGCGGGGGCGGAGCGAUUCGCCUCAAGCACCUAAGGAGCGUUACGUGCCCCGGCUGGAUCCCUAUGAGACACCGAAGAUGCCAGACAUGGUCGAAAUGGGCCAGGCGGCAACUCUCUGA
Molecule: messenger RNA, 540 nt
Organism: Symbiodinium natans
Lineage: Eukaryota; Dinophyceae; Suessiales; Symbiodiniaceae
Source: the annotation of a GenBank genome assembly